Messenger RNA from Salvelinus namaycush (lake trout), 2883 nucleotides. RefSeq names its product metal transporter CNNM4-like. Gene Ontology annotation, biological process: magnesium ion homeostasis; transport. The transcript is spliced from 13 exons. Bases 1 to 2883 code for a protein of 960 amino acids. NCBI's taxonomy places the organism in Eukaryota, Metazoa, Chordata, Actinopteri, Salmoniformes, Salmonidae. Gene Ontology annotation, molecular function: transmembrane transporter activity. The record is from RefSeq and is a predicted model, not a curated record. Gene Ontology annotation, cellular component: plasma membrane.
AUGGGUCGUUGUUAUGGUGGUUAUCCCAACAACUUCACCUCACCUCGGCCUGGCUCGUCUCAGCCUCAUGAGCACACCGCCUUACUGUUUGAUAACUCUGGUCGUCUGAGAUGUAAUGCCGAUUCCAAGAGCCAGCGUAAAAACCCUAACCACGUGACCCAACCAUCGCAGACGUCCCUCUGCAGCUCAUUCAGCAUGAUGGCUGCUGAUGCUGCAGCAGCUUCAUCCUCAACAAACCGCACCGCACUUCAUUCCUGCAGCCUGCUGUUAUUUAACUUCUCUAUCCUUCUCAUCAUCGUAUUCUUUCUCCCAGCUCCGGCGAAGGGAUUGCUUGGUGUCCGCCCAGAGAACACUAAAGCCGGUGAACUGUCUGUGCAAGACGGGCUGCUCCAGGCGACCGAGGGGACGCGGUUCAUGCUGCGGGUUUACUACGCAGCAUCCCCGGUUACACAGAGAGCCCAGAACCGCUCUGGGAGCGGGAGACCAGAGGGUGCAGCUGCCGCACCAUGGAUCGCCUUCAUAGAGGAGCCAGGAGGAGAGCGAGAGAGAGGAGAGGGGGAGAGCAUGGUCCAUUCCAAACGGAACCCGUGCGUGGACGAGCAUGCGCGGAGUUCUGACAUCGAACUCCUGGGUUCCUUCAGGUCUGCAUCCAGCCACAACUCCGUUCUAGUGGAGCUGCUCGCCAAAGACCUGCGCAAAGAUGAGCGGAUAAAAUACUACUCCAUUUGCGCGUUUGAUGGGGUGAAGUGGGAACAUUUCACCACCAGAGACUUCUGGCUAGCCGUGGUGGAGCGACCCCCGCAAGCGGACGUGUGGCUCCAGUUGGGGGUGUCGGUGGUGCUACUGGGGCUCUCUGCGCUCUGCAGCGGGCUGAACAUCAGCAUGCUCGCCCUGGAUCCCGUUGAGCUCCGGGUCCUCCAAAACAGCGGCACCGAGAAGGAACAAAAAUAUGCGCACAAGAUCGAAUCUGUGCGUAAACAUGGCAACUACAUCCUGUGUACUGUGGUGCUGGGCAAUGUGCUGACCAACACCUGUUUCGUAGUGUGGAUGUGCCAGAUUAUAGGAAUGACUCCCACCUCCCUUGCUACCUGCACUUUCGGUAUAUUCUUUAUAGGAGAGAUCCUGCCUCACUCUGUGGCGUCCAGACACAGCCUCGCCAUCGCCUCCAAAACCAUCUGGGCCACCCGGCUUCUAAUGCUGGUCUCCUUCCCCAUCUCCUACCCCGUCUCCAAACUCCUAGACAUCAUGCUCCACCAGGAGAUCAGUAAUUUCUACACCAGAGAGAAACUGGUUGCCAUGCUGCGCGUCACAGACCCCUACCACGAUCUGGUCAAAGAAGAACUCAACAUCAUCCAGGGCGCUCUGGAGUUGCGCACCAAGAACGUAGAAGAAGUUCACACCCCUCUGGCGGACUGUUACAUGCUCUCCUCGGAUGCUGUUCUAGACUUCUGUACUAUGUCUGACGUCAUGCAGAGCGGGUUCACCCGGAUCCCGGUCUAUGAGAACGACAGGUCCAACAUCGUUGAUAUCCUGUUCGUCAAAGACCUGGCGUUCGUGGACCCGGAUGACUGCACCCCGCUGAAGACCAUCACCCAGUUCUACAAACACCCCAUGCACUGUGUGUUCAGCGACACCAAACUGGAUGUGAUGCUGGAGGAGUUCAAGAGAGGUAAAUCCCAUCUGGCUAUAGUCCACAGGGUGAAUAGUGAAGGGGAGGGAGAUCCAUUCUACGAGGUCCUGGGAAUCGUUACUUUGGAGGAUGUUAUCGAAGAAAUCAUCAAGUCUGAGAUUGUGGACGAGACAGACCUCUUCAUUGAUAAGAGGACUAAGAGGCGCGUGUCUCACCAUGAGAGGAAGCAACACGACUUCUCCAUCUUUAACCUGACAGAGAACGAAAUGAAGGUGAAGAUGUCUCCUCAACUGCUGCUUGCUACACACCGCUUCCUGGCCACAGAAGUGGAGCCCUUCAGGCCAUGUCAUCUCUCAGAGAAGAUUCUCCUUCGUCUGAUCAAACACCCCAGUGUCGUUCAGGAACUAAAGUUUGACAGAAAGAACAAACAAGCACCACAGCACUUCCUGUAUAUGAGGAACAAACCUGUCGACUACUUUGUCCUAGUUCUACAGGGUAAAGUGGAGGUGGAGAUUGGUAAGGAGGCUCUUCGUUUUGAGAAUGGAGCUUUCUCCUACUAUGGCAUGCCAGCCCUCAUACCACCACUACCUAUAGUCAACAGGUUUGGUUCUGGUAGCAGUGGGUUGAACCAGUCAGAGUCUGUCUUAUCAGGAGGCAGUGUGGGUCAGCUGAGUAUAGGAGGGGGAGCAGUCUACCUACCUGACUUCUCUGUCAGACAACUCACUGACCUUCAGAUUAUAAAGAUCUCAAGGAACCACUACCAGAAUGCUCUAACAGCCAGUCUUAUGGACAGUGUACCCCAGACCCCUGAUCCCGACGGGAGACCCACCAUCCCUGAGACCCGCUCCCUCAGCAUCGCCCUGCCCCUGACACACACAUACACACACCUCCGACCCGUCCUGGAACGACACACACACACAGAGGACAACACUGGACCACUCACCUCACAGCUCAACGAGAGAAACCGCAUCGUCCGCAGUAAGUCAGACGGACAGAGGAGUCCCAGUGAUUCGGUGUUUCUACGGAUGGAUGACAUACUCUACAUCCAAGAAGACCUACAAAAACACCGUCAGGAAGGCUCCCACCUAGAUGCUGUUCCUGUGGAGUUAGAUAUCAUCUGUUCUCUAUCUGGCUCAGAGGAGACACUGGGGAAGAAGCUGCUACGUAAACUGAGUAACAAGAAGAGGAAAAAGUCCCGGGAUGGGGAGAAGAGUGUGGAGGAAAGCUUGGAGCAGCCAUCGGUGACCACAUAG